AUGCGCUUUGUUGUUUGGUUAGCUGUUGCCCUUGCUGGUACUGUUACAGCCAAAGGCACUAAGCCGGAAGCCUCUGGCAGAGCACCAGCAAAGCCAACAGUCAAGCGCGUUCAACAGACUGUCUCAAAAUCCACCAAGACAUCCUCGGCCUGCUUCUACGACGACUACACUCCAAAGGCCGACGCAGGUCCUAGCGAUGACUCUGUCCAGAAGCGUUCGAUUGGCGGUAGAAUUCUCAUCGAAAAGCGAAAGUUGAACGAGGUCCCAACCAAGUUCGGCAAUUGCGAGUUCGCAGCCAAGGCAGCAGGGUUAAAGUACAGAAACAACCCGACUGUGGAUAAUGUUCUGAAUAACAUCAAUGGUGCUGGAGCCAUUCCAAAGUGGUUUAGCUUGAACGAUGAUUGCAAGGCUGCACCUGGAUUCGAUGUUGUUGGAGACUCUCCUGCCCGUAAGGAUAAGGUCCAGACGGUUACCGCCAACGGAAGGGUUGUGGAAAUCCCCAAAUACAAUGUCGAUCACGUAUGGGAGCUGAAGCUUAUGACGAAGUUUUUCGAAUCUGUCUUGCCAGGACCCAAAAGUCCAGGUGCAACUCUUACCUGCGCUGACUUCGAAGCAUCGUUCCUCGUUACCGGCGCAAAACCGGCCGAUCAGCCACUUCAGAAGCUAUACGACCGCAUGCCUCAAGCACUGGAACGCCCAAGACCAGAGAUUGACACACUGGAGUUCGCAGGUACCUCUGUCGAGUUGAACGCAAAGAAGGCUAGGAUCUUGACGCCAAAAGCGGACGCUUCAAGUCUUUUCGGAUUCAACCACCUCGCCAGCCUUCAGAACAUCAAAGACAAAAUUCACGCCCUACGCACAGUCAGUACCACUAUCGCCAUGAUGAACGACGGACGCGUUGUCAAGCUGUUCGACCGCGCACAGGACCGACUUAAAGUCUAUAUGGGGGAAGUCGACACACGCAUCGCGAACCCUGCCAACAAGCUCAGACUCAGCCGCACUGGCUUCACCUGGACUGAUGCUUUCAAAAAAUGGAUGGAGAAGUACAUCGCCGAUCGAGGCGACGAGACAUGGACCUGGGUGCGCGACAUGAUGCUCGAAGUGCAGAAGGACAUCAACAAGAUGCCCAGUAAAACCGAGGCCGAGAAAACAAGAAAGGCAUUGCAUCAAGAGUAUUUGGAUACGUUCAAAAAGAGUGCCUACAGUAAGCAAUCGCAUUAUACGGUGAAGUGGAAAGCGUGA
Molecule: messenger RNA, 1242 nt
Organism: Macroventuria anomochaeta
Lineage: Eukaryota; Fungi; Ascomycota; Dothideomycetes; Pleosporales; Didymellaceae
Exons: 3
Coding region: 1-1242 (413 amino acids)
Source: RefSeq, a predicted model, not a curated record